AUGACCGAAAUUUCUCAAAAUGAUGUCAAUCAAAUAAAACAACUUGAAGAUCUCGUGAAACAACUCGCUUCAAACGUGUCGAAUUUAUUGUUAUAUCUUCCAAAUUUAAUAUCUGGUCUUGAAUCAUGUAAACAUAUUUUAAUUGAUGAUUAUUCAACGUUUGAUGAACAAACUAAAGCUUAUGCCUGGGCACAGGUUGUAAAAAUCGUUGAAUUAUUGGCAAAUGCUGCAAAAAUUGAUAAAUUGCGUGAUCCUCUCGGUUUAUCGGGAGCUUUCGAGUUAAUUGUUACAUUUAUGAACGUCAACGCCAAUGUAAAUUAUCCUAAUGUUGAUUAUCAAUGUCUUCGCGCACUUGCAAAUUUCUGUAUAACUCAUGAUAGAAAUCGGCAACAAUUUAUAGAUACCGGUGGUAUUAAUGUAGCGCUUAACUGUUUAAAACAACAAAAAGAUUUAGAAACGAUUCGCGCUUCUAGUGCGACUCUAUUAAACGCUGGACUCAAUUAUGAUAAUGUCAAUGUUGGAAUAGUAGAUAAGGAUGGUUUAAAUACUUUGGCCGAAAUCCUUGAUCCUGAGGGUGUAUUAAAAAAAUACGAGAAUGAUAUUGAAGUCGCAAGAACGUGUGUAUAUUUUGCCACUAGAGUUAUCAUAAACCUCAUCGGCACAGCUGAAGGAAAGAAGGAAAUUGGAAAUACAAAGGUGAUCACCUCUUUAGUUCACCUUUUAAAGUAUGCAUCUAGGGAAGGUGCUGUAGACGACGAUGUUGAUAUGUUAGAGAAUGUUGUGGAAAUUUUAGAAACUGUUUCUUUAGAAAGUGAUGAUGUGCAACAAAUUCUUGUACGAAAUAAUUUAUUCCCUAUUUUAUUGGAUUUCUUGGAAUUCUCAAAUCCCCCACUCAAUUGUGAACAACGUAUAAUUAAGAGUUAUGGUGAAUGUAAAGCUGCCGUAUUGAAAGUUAUUGUUUCUGCAACAAUGAGUGACAGCAAUAUGGAUCCAUUGUUUAAUGAUGCCACUUUAUUGAAUCGAUUCCUUCAUUGGUUGAAUUUGAGCACAGAUCGCGAUGAUUUACAAAUGUGUUCUGCAUUAUCUUUGGGAAAUCUCGCAAGAACUGAUAAACAUUGUAUACAAUUGGUUCAUGAAUUCAAGAUUGGUGAACCACUUGCGGACGUUCUAAAAACUUCAAGUAACAUUAAAGUACAGCAUGCUAUUAUAAGUGUGCUCAAGAAUAUUUCACUGCCAGUUGAAAAUAAGGCAAUAAUCGGAUCCUUGGGAAUUAUUGGAAUGUCUUCGCCCCUAUUAGAGAAAGACACCGUUCAACCUGUUCAGUUAGGGGUUAUUGGAAUUCUAAAGCAUUUAUCAUCUCAUAAUCUUUCAAAUUCGGUAAAGAUUAUUAUGGGAGAAAAUCCAGCUGAUACAGAGACACCAACUCCUUUAAAUCGAUUAUUGUCUAUAAUUAAAAGAUCGGAUGAAAUACCCGUUCGAAGUGAGGGAACACGCGUCCUUGUUAAUCUUGUAAAAAAACUUUGGAGCGAACAUCCAUACAAAGAACAAGAAGGAAUUUCAAUGAAAUUGUUGAGACAAAAAUUGAAUAAAGUGGAAAUAAUUGAGCCACUUGUUAAUAUGGUUAUAGAAUCCAAAUAUCCUAUACUUCAAAAUGAGGGUAUAAUUGCCUUGACUUUAUUAUCAAUGGAUGAUUCGGCCAAAGAAAUCAAUCCUUCUUUAGAUUUCUUGACUUCAGAAAAAGUUGGUGCUAGCGAUAAAUAUCCUGAUGAGAUAAGGAGUAAUGGUUGUAUGUUCUUAGAGAAAGCUUCAAAGGCUGCUUGCGGUCCUCAGAAACGUUAUUUGCGUGAAAAGGUACCACCUGUAAUAAAACCUUUAUUUACAAACGAACAUAAACCGAUAAGUGAUAGAUUAAAAUCUGAUAUCGAUAAAGUAUUGAAAAAUUUGGAUUAA
Messenger RNA from Funneliformis caledonium, 1950 nucleotides. The record is from the annotation of a GenBank genome assembly. NCBI's taxonomy places the organism in Eukaryota, Fungi, Glomeromycota, Glomeromycetes, Glomerales, Glomeraceae.